GGGCUGGAGGGGACAGGGACAGGGGCCAUGGCCGAGGCAGAGGAGGCCCUGGGACAGGAGGACUGGAAGGAGAAGUGUUUCGUCCUGGAAGCCCUCCUCAUGAAGUUCCGGGUGCAGAUCAUCAAGAUCAGAGAGCUAACGGCAGACAAGGUUGGUCUUAAGUAACAGGUUGUAUCAAAUUCUAACAAAUUGAACCUGUACGUUGUUGAAUGAUCCCAAGUAGCCUUACAUCCCAGGCUCUCCUAUAGGAUGCAAACUGAAGCAAACGCAUCACCUAAAGAACAUGACCGUAACACUCUCAAAUCCCCCCAAAACAGUCACAGGACUAUCAUCCAUUACCAUUCCAAGCAGCCAGUCCUUCAUCCUUUCUCAUGAGCACUCUUAACUGGCCAUUUCACAGCUCAGGCUGAAUGAGCAAAAAAUUCCAUCUUAACCACAUUCCCUCAUUUGGAGCUGGUAUUAACUGUUACUGUUACAGAACAAGGAAGUGGUUUUAUCCACGGUUUCCUCCCACGUUGGAUAGGCACAUCCUCUUGCCCCAGGAUCUCAGUUUGGAGCCUGAUCCUAAAUUAACUGCCAUUUGUAUUAAUGUCAGUCAGGCUUUGAAGCGUCUGUUGAGUAUCUGCUGUGGGGAAAGGUCAAUUGGAAGAGCUGUUCUUUCCUAGUCUCUCUCUCUUUCUCAUACAUCACACACACUCCAUCUCUAUCUUUGUGUUGAACAGCAGGAUCUUCUUAAACACCAGUCCAUGUAUGGUGUGGGAUAGUGUUUUACUAUCUAGGUUAUGGAGUGGUGGGGUAUGGUUUAUGUGUGCUUGUGUGUUUACAGUAAUGUAGAACUGUGAGAACGGUAGAGGGAGAGAGAGCAAGAAUGAGGUAGGAUGAUGAAGACUUGGUUAUGUGUCAGGCAGCAGUGCUGUUUGAAAGCUGUGUUUGUGUGUGUGUGUGUGCAUGUGUGUGUGUGUGUGAUGAGCCAUUUCAGGAAGCCAUGACACCCACCAUCUCAGAUUGUUCUGAAAUAAUUUCUGUCGUUAGAAACAGAUGAGAUUAUAGGAUUCAUAUAAUAUUCAAUAAAUAUAGUACCUAACAUCUGAUUUGGACCAAACAUUUUUCUUACUAUGAGUAAGGCAUGAGGAUAUCAAUGAAAUGGUAAAAAGCCACCCAUGAACCCCCCACACCCCACGCCAAUCCCAAACCAACAACGAGUAUACAGUAUCAGUUCUCUGUGUCUGACAGGUAGUAUGGAGCUGCGGCUCACAAUAUUGUUUGUUCAUCCUAUGUAAUGUAAUCUCAGUGAUUACAUUACAUAGGAUGAAAAUAAUAAUGUUGCAGGAAUGCUAAGAACAGAAACGAUUCAGAAUAAUCUGAGAUGGUGGGUGUCAAUCCUCUUUCUUGUGCUUUUUGAGGUGUAACGACCCAGAGAGAGAGUAAAACAGAGAGAGAGUAAAACAGGGAGAGAGUGAAACAGGGAGAGAGCGAAAGAGAGAGAGACUGCCCUGGUCUGGUCUGCAUAGUGGGGUGGGCCUGGCUGGCCCCUGUAGUUUGCUGGCCUAGUUCUGAGGCCUAAGGUCUCCAGGGAGGCCUGAUUAGGGGUUAAUGUAAACAGCAGCCUGACCACAGGGCUCCGUCACGCAUUGCAUUCUGGGAUAGAACUGACUUUAUUGAAUUACAGUUACCGCUCAGUUGUUGAGCCAAACAAUCUUUGGGAAAACGCUUGUGAUUUUGUAUAGGCCUGUGGUAUAUUGAAGUUGAUUGGGUGCAUUUUGAAGAAUUUAGCUAUUUGAGAGAAGGAUAUCUUUCCCAUAUUUCAUGAUUAACCAUGUAAUAUAAACGUAAUAUAGGCCCCAUAACAGUGUAACUCCCCUUCUAAACUCAUCUAUCAGAGUUCCUCCCUCACCACUAUAAGCCUAGGCCAGGGGUCAGGGGUCAGGGGUAGGGUUGAAUACCGGGAAACGGGUUACCGAGAUAUACCAAGAUUUCCCGCCCAAACCCACUCCCUUUUCCCGGGAUAAAUAACUGUGAGAAACCGGUAAAUUAUAAUAAAUUAUUUAUAUGAACAGCAUAACAUGAAAUGGAACUGUUAAAUUAUAUGAGAUGUCUAAAUCUGGCUUCUCUAUGGCCUGCUAUCUGCAUGAUCAAUCAUCAACACUCAGGGUGGGGACAGACAGCGCAACUCAGUAGGAGCGCAGUACACAAUGCAUGUAUCAUCUCAUCAUGGUAACUGUUUGUCUUGUGACAGGUAGGCCUACAUUUGCUGCAGCAUAGCCUAUGCUACAGUAAUAUAAGGACCGAAUGCGUGUCUAAUUUACACAUCUCCAUCUGGCUUUCGGGAUCACCUUGUUUUUUAAUUGUACAUUUUAUAUAAAAUGUAAUGUAGCCUAUGACUCGAAUAUAAACUCAGCAAAAAUAGAAAUGUCCCUUUUUCAGGACCCUGUCUUUCCACAGAUAAUUUGUAAAAAUCCAAAUAACUUCACAGAUCUUAAUUGUAAAGGGUUUAAACACUGUUUCCCAUGCUUGUUCAAUGAACCAUAAACAAUUAAUGAACAUGCACCUGUGGAACGGUCGUUAAGACACUAACAGCUUACAGAUGGUAGGCAAUUAAGGUCACAGUUAUGAAAACUUAGGACACUAAAGAGGCAUUUCUACUGACUCUGAAAAACACAAAAAGAAAGUUGCCCAGGGUCCCUGCUCAUUGCAAUGUCCGUACUGUGAGAUGCCUAAGACAGCGCUACAGCGAGACAGGGUCAGGGCAGGCAGAAAGAUAAAAACCGGGAAAACUAGAAAACAGGGCUCAAGAAAACAGGAGUACGAAAAACACGCUGGCGGGCUUGACGAAAAGAGGCCUGUGUCCAGGAUGUCCUUAGCGGGGACCCAGCACCUCUCCUCCGGGCCAUAACCCUCCCAGUCAACCAGGUACUGGAAUCCCCUGCCCCGCAGCCGAACCUUCAGGAGGCGCCUCACCGUGUACGCCGGUUGGCCGUCGAUGAGACGGGGGAGGGGGGUGGGCCUGGAAACAGGAGAUAAAAGGGCUGUGAGACAUACGUUCAAUCCUAGACACAUGAAAAGCCGGCGGGGGAGGCAGAAGGACGGAUACACCCUGCAGCCAGGGAGUCCUCAAUGUAGGUGUCCAUAGUCUUGGUCUCCGGACCCGACAGAGAAUACAGUCGUCCCCGGGGUGGUGUGGUGCCCAGGAGAAGGUUGAUCCCGCAGUCAUAGGGUCGAUGCGGAGGAAGCGAAGUGGCCCGGGCCUUACUGAAAACCUCCCGGAGGUCCUGGUACUCUGCAGGAACGGCGGAGAGGUCCGAGGCUACUUCCGAGCCCACCGGAAGAUGUCCCAGGGCAAGCUGCGCUGACUGUAGGCAAUGGGCGUGGCAGAACGGGCUCCAGCCCAUGAUGGCACCAGCAGUCCAGUCGAUGAGGGGAUUGUGUUGCUGGAUCCCAAUACCACGGGAACCUGAGGUGACUUAAUAAGCAUGAACUGGAUAGCCUUGCUGUGGUUCCCUGACACUCGCAGGUUGAUGGGAGUGGUAUUGUGGGUGACCCUGCCUAUAGAGCACCCGUCCAGUGCUCUAACGUCCAUGGGAAUGGAGAGGGGCUGAGUGGGGAUGCCCAGCUCUGAUGCCAGGGUAAUGUCCAUAAAACUCUCAUCGGCCCCAGAGUCAAUGAGUACCCGGAGAGAUUUCGACUGGUUCCCCCACAGCGGAUGGCAUGGAGAGGGGUGCGAGUAAGGGGAGAAGGAAAGUUAUCUGUAUGGCCCACCAGAGUACUCGCCCCUACCGGUGAGCCAGUUCUUUUAGUGGACAGGUAGACACGAAAUGACCAGUAGUCCCGCAAUACAGACAACUCUUCGUGUUAAGCCUGUGUAAAUGUUCGGCUGGAGACAACCUAGCUCUGCCUAGUUGCAUUGGCUCGGGAAGAGGUGAAUCGGCAGACUUCGGAGACUCUCUGGGGGAACUCGGGUAGCCUCGGAUUCUCUCGGAAACUUAGAUGUCGGGGACUUCCGGGAUGCCUCGGAGGCGAGGUAGAAUCCUCGGGUGGGCUUGUGGAACCGGAAUCGGACCUCCUCUCCUUCCUACGUUCCCGUAGUCGCCCAUCGAUCCGGAUGGUCAAGGCGAUGAGCAAGUCGAGAUCCGUCGGCAGUUCCCGGGCUGUGAGCUCAUCCUUAACUUCCUCUGAUAAUCCGUGCAGGAACGUGUCAAACAGGGAUUCCGUGUUCCAGGCACUCUCGGCAGCCAACGUGCAGAAAUCCACCGCAUAGUCUGCCACACUGCGGGAGUCUUGCUGGAGUAACUUCCGGAGAGCCUCUUUCCCGGACAACGGAGAAUCGAAAACCUUCUUUACCUCAGCCACGAACUCCUCCAGACUGGAUCACACGACAGACUGUUGUUCCCACACUGCCGUAGCCCAGGCAAGAGCCCUCCCGGACAUCAGUGUGAUGAGGUACGCAAUCUUAGAGUGGUCCGAGGGGAAGGAGGAAGGCUGCAGCUCGAAGAUGAGGGAACACUGAGAAACGCCCGACAGGUUCCCGACUCUCCAGCGAAGUGUUCCAGGGGAGGUAAGCGGGGUUCUCGGGAAGCCGGGUGGCCGGGAGAGACGCGCUGCUGACAGCCGGGUUACUGAGGGGCUGGGAGGUUACCGUCGUGGUAGGCUGCCUAACAGACAACCCGCGGAAUUGCUCCAGCUAUGUAUUCAACGCGCUGUCAUGGCAUUCUGUCAAGGUCUGGAAACCUUCCAUAAGACCAUGAAGCAACUCCUCGUGCCUUCCAAUGGUAGCUCCAUUUCUAACAACCUGUUUUUGCUUUGUAAUUAUGGGGUAUUGUGUAUAGAUUGAUGAGGAUUAUUAUUUUUUAAAUCCAUUUUAGAAUAAGGCUGUAACGUAACAAAAUGUGGAAAAAGUCAAGGGGUCUGAAUAUUUACAUUUAGGCCUACUGGGUAAUGGCACAAUCAUUUUGUCUUUUUUGGGCUCAUAAAAUGUCUUUAAUGUAUGGCUCAUCAGGCUCAGGUAGAAUCAGGCUUGAAUUUUUAGAGCCGAUAAAAGCUCUAAUCAAAUCCAGACAUAUUUAUAUACUUUAGAAUGACACUGAUUACCCGGGAGGAAAAAAGUUAUUUAUUCUCGGGAUUCGGGAUGGAACAUUUGUAAAAUACCGGGAAAAUAUUAAAUCAACCCGAGUCAGGGGUGAGGGGUCACUCUCACUAGUAGUGUCUAACCUUAUUAUCCUCCUUCCCUCCCUCUAUGGUCCGGCCCUGAGUGGAGUCAGCCUGUUUUUUCUCCUGUGACCUUUGACCUCAGUCCUACUGGAUUUCCUACUAACACGAGAUGAGCUCAUCAAGUGAAAAUCCCAAUGCAGUCAUCCCAGUGUGUUUUUGUUCCUCUGUACUGGGCUCGCAGUGUGUCAGCGCCUGUUGUUUUAAACCAUGCAUCAGUGUGUGGGGGUGCACGUAUGCCUCAAAGAAUCUCACUAAUCUCCCACUGUCUCAUCUGUUUGGUGAAUUGCAGGCACCUAAAUGGUGUGUGUGUGGGGGUUUACAUUUUUUAAUUUUGUAUAUUUAGCAGACACUCUUAUCCAGAGCGACUUACUGGAACAAUUAGGGUUAAGUGCCUUGCUCAAGGGCACAUCGACAGAUUUUUCACCUUGUCAGGUCGGAGAUUCGAAACCGCAACCUUUCGGUUACUGGCUCUAACCGCUAGGCUAACUGCCACCGGUUUGUGUGGGGGGGGGUGCGAGCUAGUUUGCUGAGUGGGCAGUGGGUGGGUGCAGUAUUAAUGUGGCCGAGUUUGAAUGUGUGUUUCUUUUAGUGGUGAAGUGCUCUACAGUUGUGUUAGCGAGACGUGAGCAGAGUGGAGGUUUUUUCUCAUUAAUAGAGGACUUGAGAUCUUGAAUGGUGUGUUGGCAAGGUGAAACGAGAUGAAACAUAAAGACAAAGACAGACCACCAACCAUACUAAUGUCAUCACCAAUACCAGAAAGCUCUAACUCACUAAGGGAAUAGAGAGAAGGUACAAAAUAGUAGGAAAACAUGGAACAUUGGUCAAGUAGUAGAGAGAGUGAAGGUAAAGAAAGAGGGAGAGGAGGAGGGAGAGACGGAGUAGAAAUAAACACUCUUGUAAUCAUUUGGCGGCCCAGGGGAGGAAAUUCCUGGGUUUGUAAACAGAGAGCGUGUUGCACAGGAAGUGACCGAGGCAGAGAGAGAGCCAGUCUACACUUCUCCAUGUUUGGAACGAUGGAGGGAUGUGGGUUACAACUAGUCUCUCUCUCUGUCUCUCUCUCUCUCUCUCUCUCUCUCCUUUCACCCUCUCACACGUUCUUCUCUCACUCUCUUUAAUGCUCUCCUUUUGCUAGGUGGGGCGUUGGUUUUGGCCCCUGAACUAGCCAGCUGGAACAGUGGUCCACACAGCUCAUACUAGAGACAAAGAGACCAUGUGUGUUUUAUUUUCCCAGGAUGCUGCAUUGCUCCCUCUCUCCCUACCCCCUUCAGUCUCUCUCUCUCUCUCACCUCUCUCUCUCUCGCUCUCUCUCUGUACCAGACUCUCUAUUUUCCUCUUAAACGCUCACUCUCUUUCUCCUAUACUCUAUCUCACUCUCACUCUCUCUCAUAGGCUAGGCCCUGUUGAUACUACUACUGCUCUCUGAUGUCGCCUUCUUACUGCAUGAGGAAGUCCACUCACCACUACAGUAGAACCCUGAGCAGUAGAGUCGACACAGAAAGGGAGGAUGAAGUAUUUGGGACCAGACAGUCACAGUGCCCUACUUCUAUGGUCCAGAUCCUCACACACACACACACACACACACAAACACACAUGUUAAAAGACAGAAACCACAUUUGGGGUGGAGAAAUGUGCUCUGGUUUUAGCGUUCCCCCCACUUCCUGCCUUUCACUCCCAGAUUAAUUCCACAUUUGUGUGGGUAGUGGCCUCCUGUGGAGGAGUUGGGGUUAAAUGUCACGUGGACCAAUCAUCUCUCUGACAGGGCAUGUCAAUCACACACAAGGAUGUGAAGUAAGUAGACUGGACCACCAUAGUUUACCUUACUGUUGUACUUACAGUAGGAUGGCAAUAGCAUCCACAAACUCAGUGGCUAUAGAGUGGUCUGUUAUUGUAGGCGCACACACAAAUAAAAGCACAAACAAAUGUGCACACACACUAACACAAACACUCAGAGAGAAAAGCCAGUUGUAUCUCUUUAGUAAGACUGUGCUGCCUCUCCACACCCACUGCAGUGUUCACACAGACAUAUGCUUCCAAUUUCAGAGCUGUCACAGCUGCCACAAAUCUCAAGAUGGAAUUCCGCCUACGUCUCUAACCUUGAGAUAUUUGCUCGAUUCUCCAUCGGUUUCCUCCUCAUGACAGACGUGUGUGCGUGUGUACGUGCGUGCAUGCGUACGUGUGUGUGCGUGUGCAGGUAUAUACUGUGUGUGAGUGUAAGUGUGUGUGUGUGUGUGAGUGUGUGUGCGUGCGUGCGUACAGUAUGUGUGAUCAUGUGUGUAUUUGUGUGUGCUUGAGUGUGUGUGUAGAUGUAGGUGUGUGUUUGUGCGGGCAUAUGAUGUAUGUGUUCGUGCAUGUGUGUAGGCGACUCAAAGGGCCUCUGUGUCUGCUCUAAUCACUGAGAUCUGUGAGGACCACAGUUGUAGCCCCUCAGCACAAUUCUCCCUCUCACCAGUAGUCAAGUGUCUGCUGUGUGGAAGUACUCUAUAUCUGAUGGAGCCACUGCACGGAAAUCAGUUAGAACCAUUGCUUUACUGUAGUGUUCAGCUGCUAAGAUGUUGAGCUACUACAGAGUAAAGAUGUAGGCCUGGUGUCUACAGAAGGAGGCUUUGUGAGCUGGCUAGGCUGUGGAUGGAGGGUUGUGUGUGUGAGUGGGGAGGGUGUGUGUGUGGGGGGGGGGGGGGGUUGUUUGGCUGGCCACAACGAGGCAGGCCUGGAAUUCCAGGAAUGGUAGGCAAACUGGAGUUUGGAUCCAGUGAGGAGGUUGAAGGGUGGAGUGAUGGAGAGAUGUUAUAGUUAUGGGGGCAGAACGGCACAUCAGUUGUGCAUUCCAAUGGCGCCGGAGAAGAUGGCUGCCGUUUUACAGCCCUCUAACCAAUUGUACUAUUAUGUGUGUUUUUCCGCGUUAUUUGUAAUUUAUUCUGUACAUAAUGUUUCUCUUAUAACCAAAAAGAGCUUCUGGAUAUCAGGACAGCGAUUACUCACCUCGUAUUGGACAAAUAUUUUUUCUUCAACAAGUCGGACGCGAAGGAUAUCCUACAGACACCCGACAAGGCCCAAAUCCCCGUCAUUCGCAUGAGAAAGAGACGGAGAUAUCGUGGACGUAGGUCGGGGUGCCUUGUAAGGAUCCGACGGCGAGCGAGUAAACUGCCUCUUCCAUCAAUCCUAUUAGCCAAUGUUCAAUCAUUUGAGAAUAAAUUAGAUGACCUAAGAUUACGGUUAUCCUACCAACGGGACAUUAAAAACUGUAAUAUAUUAUGUUUCACCGAGUUGUGGCUGAACGACGACAUGGACAACAUGCAGCUAGCAGGCUAUACGCUACAUUGGCAGAAUAGAACGGCUGACUCCGGUAAGACAAGGGGUGGCGGUCUGUGUAUAUUUGUAAACAACAGCUGGUUGCCAAAAUCAAAUACUAAGUAAGUCUUGAGGUUUUGCUCGCCUGAGGUAGAGUAUCUUAUGAUAAGCUGUAGACCACACUAUUUACCAAGAGAGUUUUCAUCUAUAUUUUUCAUGGCUGUCUAUUUACCACCACAAACCAAUGCUGGCAUUAAGAUUGCACUGAAUGAGCUGUAUAAGGCCAUAAGUGAACUGCUGUUCUGCUGCCAACAAGGCUGACUUCAUCCCAGCCUAUGCUACCCUCCAGUCCCUCGACUUCCUGGCGCUGACGGAAACAUGGAUUACCACUGAAAACACUGCUACUCCUACUGCUCUCUCCUCGUCUGACCAUGUGUUCUCGCAUACCCCGAGAGCAUCUGGUCAGAGGGGUGGUGGCACAGGAAUCCUCAUCUCUCCCAAGUGGACAUUCUCAAUUUUUCCCCUAACCCAUCUGUCUAUCUCCUCAUUUGAAUUCCAUGCUGUCACAGUCACUAGCCCAUUUAAGCUUAAUAUCCUUGUCAUCUAUCGCUCUACAGGUUCCCUUGGAGAGUUCAUCAAUGAGCUUGACGCCUUGAUAAGUUCCUUUCCUGAGGAUGGCUCACCCCUCACAGUUUUGGGGGAUUUCAACCUCCCUACGUCUACAUUUGACUCAUUUCUCUCUGCCUCCUUCUUUCCACUCCUCUCCUCUUUUGACCUCACCCUCUCACCGUCCCCCCCUACUCACAAGGCAGGCAAUACGCUUGACCUCAUCUUUACUAGAUGCUGCUCUUCUACUAAUCUCACUGCAACUCCCCUCCAUGUCUCCGACCACUACUUUGUAUCCUUUUCUCUCUCGCUCUCCUACAACACUACUCACUCUGCCCCUACACAGAUGGUAAUGCGCCGCCGCAACCUUCGCUCUCUCUCUCCCACUACUCUCUCCUCUUCCAUCCUAUCAUCUCUUCCCUCUGCUCAAUCCUUCUCCCUCCAAUCUCCUGAUUCUGCCUCCUCAACCGUCCUCUCCUCCCUUUCUGCAUUCUUUGACUCUCUGUGUCCCCUAUCCUCCCGGCCGGCUCGGUCCUCCCCUCCAGCUCCGUGGCUUGAUGACUCAUUGCGAGCUCACAGAACAGAGCUCCGGGCAGCUGAGCGGAAAUGGAAGAAAUCUAGACUCCCUGUGGACCUGGCAUCUUUUCACUCCCUCCUCUCUACAUUUUCUUCAUCUGUUUCUGCUGCUAAGGCCACUUUCUACCACUCUAAAUUCCAAGCAUCUGCCUCUAACCCUAGGAAGCUCUUUGCCACAUUCUCCUCCCUGCUGAAUCCUCCUCCUCCCCCCCCCCCCCCCCCCCCCUCCCUCUCUGUGGAUGACGUCGUCAACCACUUUGAAAAGAAGGUUGACGACAUCCGAUCCUCGUUUUUUAAGUCUAAUGACACUGCUGGUCCUGCUCACACUGCCCUACCCUAUGCUUUGACUUCUUUCUCCCCUCUCUCUCCAGACAAAAUCUUGCGACUUGUGACUACAGGCCGCCCAACAACCUGCCCGCUUGACCCCAUCCCCUCCUCUCUUCUCCAGACCAUCUCCGGUGACCUUCUCCCCUACCUCACCUCGCUGAUCAACUCAUCCUUGACCGCUGGCUAUGUCCCUUCCGUCUUCAAGAGAGCGAGAGUUGCACCCCUUCUCAAAAAACCAACACUUGAUCCCUCUGAUGUCAACAACUACAGACCAGUAUCCCUUCUUUCUUUUCUUUCCAAAACUAUUGAGCGUGCCGUCUUUAGCCAACUCUCUUGCUAUCUCUCUCAGAAUGACCUUCUUGAUCCAAACCAGUCAGGUUUCAGGACUGGUCAUUCAACUGAGACUGCUCUUCUCUGUGUCACGGAGGCUCUCCGCACUGCUAAAGCUAACUCUCUCUCCUCUGCUCUUGUCCUUCUAGACCUGUCUGCUGCCUUUGAUACUGUGAACCAUCAGAUCCUCCUCUCCACCCUCUCCGAGCUGGGCAUCUCCGGCGCGGCUCACUCUUGGAUUGCGUCCUACCUGACCGGUCGCUCCUACCAAGUGGCGUGGCGAGAAGCUGUCUCCGCUCCACGUGCUCUCACCACUGGUGUCCCCCAGGGCUCAGUUCUUGGCCCUCUCCUAUUCUCGCUAUACACCAAGUCACUUGGCUCUGUCAUAUCCUCACAUGGCCUCUCCUAUCAUUGCUACGCUGACGACACACAACUAAUCUUCUCCUUUCCCCCUUCUGAUAACCAGGUGGCGAAUCGCAUCUCUGCAUGUCUGGCAGACAUAUCAGUAUGGAUGACGGAUCACCACCUCAAGCUGAACCUUGGCAAGACGGAGCUGCUCUUCCUCCCGGGGAAGGACUGCCCGUUCCAUGAUCUCGCCAUCACGGUUGACAACUCCGUUGUGUCCUCCUCCCAGAGUGCGAAGAGCCUUGGCGUGACCCUGGACAACACCCUGUCGUUCUCCGCUAACAUCAAGGCGGUGACCCGAUCCUGCAGGUUCAUGCUCUACAACAUUCGGAGAGUACGACCCUGCCUUACACAGGAAGCGGCACAGGUCCUAAUCCAGGCACUUGUCAUCUCCCGUCUGGAUUACUGCAACUCGCUGUUGGCUGGGCUCCCUGCCUGUGCCAUUAAACCCCUACAACUCAUCCAGAAUGCCGCAGCCCGUCUGGUGUUCAACCUUCCCAAGUUCUCUCACGUCACCCCGCUCCUCCGCACACUCCACUGGCUUCCAGUUGAAGCUCGCAUCUGUUACAAGUCCAUGGUGCUUGCCUAUGGAGCUGUGAGGGGAACGGCACCUCCGUACCUUCAGGCUCUGAUCAGUCCCUACACCCAAACGAGGGCAUUGCGUUCAUCCACCUCUGGCCUGCUGGCUCCCCUUCCUCUGCGGAAGCAUAGUUCCCGCUCAGCCCAGUCAAAACUGUUCGCUGCUCUGGCACCCCAAUGGUGGAACAAGCUCCCUCACGACGCCAGGACAGCGGAGUCACUCACCACCUUCCGGAGACAUCUGAAACCCCACCUCUUUAAGGAAUACCUGGGAUAGGAUAAACUAAUCCUUCUACCCCCCCCCCCCCCCCCCCCCCCCCCCCCCUAAAAAAUAAAUAAAAUAAUAAUUGUAAAGUGUUUAUCCCACUGGCUAUAGGGUGAAUGCACCAAUUUGUAAGUCGCUCUGGAUAAGAGCGUCUGCUAAAUGACGUAAAUGUAAAUGUAAAUGUAAACAGGAAAAUGCUCAUCCAGAGGCAGCGCUCCUAGUGGCCGGGGACUUUAAUGCAGGGAAACUUAAAUCAGUUCUACCUAAUUUCUGCCAGCAUGUUAAAUGUGCAACCAGAGGAGAAAAAAAACUCUAGACCACCUUUACUCCACACACAGAGACGCAUACAAAGCUCUCCCUUGCCCUCCAUUUGGCAAAUCUGACCAUAACUCUAUCCUCCUGAUUCCUGCUUAUAAGCAAAAACUAAAGCAGGAAGCACCAGUGACUCGGUUAAUAAAAAAGUGGUCAGAUGACACAGAUGCUAAGCUAUAGGAUUGUUUUUCUAGCACAGACUGGAACAUGUUCCGGGAUUCUUCAGAUAGCAUUGAGGAGUACACCACAUCAGUCACUGGCUUCAUCAAUAAGUGCAUCAAUGACAUUGUCCCCACAGUGACCGUACGUACAUACCCCAUUCAGAAGCCAUGGAUUACAGGCAACAUCCGCACUGAGCUAAAGGGUACAGCUGCCGCUUUCAAGGAGCGGGACUCUAACCCGGACGCUUAUAAGAAAUCCUGCUAUGCCCUCCGACGAACCAUCAAACAGGCAAGGAAUCAGUACAGGACUAAGAUUGAAUCGUACUACACCGACUCUGAUGCUCGUCGGAUGUGGCAGGGCUUGAAAACUAUUACAGACUACAAAGGGAAGCACAGCCGCGAGCUGCCCAGUGACACAAGACUUCCAGACGAGCUAAACCACUUCUAUGCUCGCUUCGAGGCAAGCAACACUGAAGCAUGCAUGAGAGCACCAGCUGUUCCAGAUGACUAUGUGAUCACGCUCUCCGUAGCCAAUGUGAGUAAGACUUUUAAGCAGGUCAACAUUCACAAGGCCGCAGGGCCAGACGGAUUACCAGGACUGGCAGACGUGUAGCUCAGUUGGUAGAGCAUGGCACUUGCAACGCCAGGGUUGUGGGUUCGUUUCCCACGGGGGACAGUAUGAAAAACAAAAAUGUAUGCACUCACUAACUGUAAGUCGCUCUUGAUAAGAGCGUCUGCUAAAUGACUAAAAUGUAAUGUAAAAUGUGUACUCCGAGCAUGUGCUGACCACUGACAUUUUCAACAUGUCCCUGACUGAGUCUGUAAUACCAACAUGUUUCAAGCAGACCACCAUAGUCCCCGUGCCCGAGGUCACUAAGAUAACCUGCCUAAAUGACUACCGACCCGUAGCACUGACGUCUGUAGCCAUGAAGUGCUUUGAAAGGCUGGUCAUGGCUCACAUCAACACCAGUAUCCCAAAAACCCUAGACCCACUCCAAUUUGCAUACCGCCCCAACAGAUCCACAGAUGAUGCAAUCUCUAUUGUACUCCACACUGCCCUUUCGCACCUGGACAAGAGGAACACCUACGUGAGAAUGCUAUUCAUUGACUACAGCUCAGCAUUCAACACCAUAGUGCCCUCAAAGCUCAUCACUAAGCUAAGGAUCCUGGGACUAAACACCUCCCUCUGCAACUGGAUCCUGGACUUCCUGACGGGCCACCCCCAGGUGGUAAGGGUAGGUAACAACACAUCUGCCACACUGAUCCUCAACACGGGGGCCCCUCACGGGUGCAUGCUCAGUCCCCUCCUGUACUUCCUGUUCACCCAUGACUGCAUGGCCAGGCAUGAUUCCAACACCAUCAUUAAGUUUGCCGACGACACAACAGUGGUAGGCCUGAUCACAGACAACGAUGAGACGGCCUAUAGGGAGGAAGUCAGAGACCUGGCCGUGUGGUGCCAGGAUAACAACCUCUCCCUCAACGUGACCAAGACAAAGGAGAGGAUUGUGGACUACAGGAAAAAAAAAGAGGACUGAGCACGCCCCCAUUCUCAUCGACGGGGCUGUAGUGAAACAGGUCACCAACGAACUAUCAUGGUCCAAACACACCAAGACAGUCGUGAAGAGGGCACAACAAAGCCUAUUCCCCUCACAAAAUUAUACAGCUGCACCAUCGAGAGCAUCCUGACUGGUUGCAUCACCGCCUGGUAUGGCAACUGCUCGGCCUCCGACCGCAAGGCACUACAGAGGGUAGUGCGUACAGCCCAGUACAUCACUGGGGCCAAACUUCCUGCCAUCCAGGACCUCUAUACCAGGCGGUGUCAGAGGAAGGCCCUCAAAAUUGUCAAAGACUCCAGCCACCCUAGUCAUAGACUGUUCUCUCUGCUACCGCACAGCUAAUUAUGGCUACCCGGACUAUUUGCACUGCCCCCCCACCCCAUAUUUUUACGCUGCUGCUACUCAGUUAAUUAUUUAUGCAUAGUCACUUUAACUCUACCCACACGUACAUAUUACCUCAACUACCUCAACUAGCCGGUGCCCCCGCACAUUGACUCUGCACCGGUACCCCCCUGUAUAUAUAGCCUCCCUAAUGUUAUUUUAUUUUACUUCUGCUCUUUUUUUCUCAACACUUUUUUGUUGUUGUUUUAUUUUACUUUUUUAUUUAAGAAAUAAAUGCAUUGUUGGUUAAGGGCUGUAAGUAAGCAUUUCACUGUAAUGUCUACACAUGUUGUAUUCGGCGCAUGUGGCCAAUAACAUUUGAUUUGAUUUGAUUUGACAUGUCUUAAUGUUGAGCCUUUUGUGUUUCAAGUGUGUAAACAUUGUGUGUUCAUGUUAUGUAGACGUUGUCUGACUGGAAGUGUAUUUCAGGGACAUGGUAAUGGACCAUAACACAGAUUACCACAGUGUAAAUUCCAGUAACUAUCAUUAACAAAGUCCCAUCAGAGCUGCUCAGGAAACGAUAGACAGUGAUGCAUCCUUAAACAAGUGUUUGCAUGUGUGUGCGUCCUUUCUCCCAUUCUCCAGCUGUACUCUCUAUAUGGCCUGGGCAUUUCCAUGUUAAAAAGCCCCAUGAGCAAUAACAUGUCAUAGGAGCACAUCAAAUUUGGUGUCAAUCAAAUGAAGUUUAUUUUUUUGUUGUUGAAUUUAAGGCAUAUAUAAAUUGUUCAACCAUUUUCCAUCCUACACAAAAAUCUUUAACAGACUGCAACUGAAUUGACUACAAUGGGAAUUCAUAGGAGUCACAAACCACAGUUGGGUCACUUGCUACCAGUGUUGUAGGAGUCUGGUCUCGAGACCACAUUGAGUGUCUUGGUCUUGUCUCGGUGUCAGAUACAUUUUUACUCAGUCUUGACUCGGUAUCGGACAGUGAGGACUCGUAAUUUCUUCCCGAGAGACCAGCGGAGUACAAAACUCAUAAUUAGUAGCUUCCAUUCAGUCAGCGCAUAAAAGCGCUUCGCCAGGACAAAUAUAUACACUCCUUUCUUGAAACGUUAAUAUCUUGUGGCCUAUUGAAACCUGUAACACUACUUUCCUUUACGUUCAUUGAAAAUAUCCUAAAACUUUGUCAGAAUUUCCUUGACUCACUGGUAGGGAAGAGGGGGAAAUUGUUGGAUAGUUGCACGCUCACUAUUAGUAAAAGGGAGAUGGGGAAAUUGUAAGUCUUUAUACAGUGCAUUCGUUAAGUAUUUUCAAAAAAAUUCUUAAGUUACAGCCUUAUUCUAAAAUGAAUUAAAUUGUUUUUUUCCUCAUCAAUCUACACACAAUACCCCAUAAUGACAAAGCAAAAACUGGUUUUUAGACAUUUUUGCAUAUGUAUUACUAAUAAAAAACUGAAAUAUCACAUUUACGUAAGUAUUCAAACCCUUUACUCAGUACUUUGUUGAAGCAAAUUUGGCAGCGAUUACAGCCUCAAGUCUUCUUGGGUAUGAUGCUACAAGCUUGGCACACCUGUAUUUGGGGAGUUUCUCCCAUUCUUCUCUGCAGAUCCUCUCAAUCUCUGUCAUGUUGGAUGGGUAGCGUCGCUGCACAGCUAUUUUCAGGUCUCUCCAGAGAUGUUCGAUCAGGUUCAAGUCCGGGCUCUGGCUGGGCCACUCAAGGACAUUCAGAGACUUGUCCCGAAGCCACUCCUGCGUUGUAUUGGCUGUGUGCUUAAGGUCAUUGUCCUGUUGGAAGGUGAACCUUCGCCCCAGUCUGAGGUCCUGAGCACUCUGGAGCAGGUUUUCAUAAAGGAUCUCUCUGUACUUUGCUCCGUUCAUCUUCCCCUCAAUCCUGACUAGUCUCCCUGCCACUGAAAAAUAUCCCCACAGCAUGAAGCUGCCACCACCAUGCUUCACUGUAGGGAUGGUGCCAGGUUUCCUCAAGACGUGACGCUUGGCAUUCAGGCCAAAGAGUUCAAUCUUGGUUUCAUCAGAACAGAGAAUCUUGUUUCUCAUGGUCUGAGAGUCCUUUAGGUGCCUUUUGGCAAACUCCAAGCAGGCUGUCAUGUGCCUUUUACUGAGGAGUGGCUUCGGUCUGGCCAGGGUUGUGGGUUCGUUUGCAACGCCAGGGUUGUGGGUUCGAUUGCCACGGGGGGCCAGUAUGAAAAAAAAUUAAUAAAUAAUGUAAGUCGCUCUGGAUAAGAGUGUCUGCUAAAUGAUGUAAAUGUAAAUGUAAAUGUCAUUCUGUUACCGGGUGUUAAUCCACUUCACUUACUGUAGUUCAAUAACCAAAAUAUUUCAACAUUUCAAUUUAGCCCUCUCCAUAUAGGCCAAUUCCCACGAGUGUAAAGGGUUAACUUUGCAAUCGAUGGUUUUUGUUUGGCAUACGUUUAAAGUGAAAAAGUCUCAGCGUCAUUCUGCUACCGUAGAAUUGCCUGCCUGUAAUUACAGUUCUAUUCUCUGCCUGAUGCUAUAUCUGUGCAUUGAGAGAAAGCUGUGGUUUGUCAUUUGUGGACGACCUUGGGCUCUGGAGAAUCCUUUCUAAGAAGAUGUGGCUAAGUGUGUGAGUGUUCGUGAGUGCUUGCCUGUCUGCCACUCUGUGUGCAUGUGCGUGUGUACAUUUGUAUGUGUGUGCAAGGCCGACCCUAAACGCGAUUGUUUGGGGGGACCCCCCAACUCCUGAGCAAAACAUUUAAGUGUUAGAGUAAUUUUUUAUAUUUCCUGUAAUUCUACAUAUUUUGCCAUGGGGCGCAGAGAGAAUUUUGCAGUUUUACAUCCAAUUUCCUUCCACAUUUUGCUAUGGGGUGGGGAGAAAUUGUUGAAGUUUUAAAGCAAACUUCCUGACAUUUUGCCAAGAAUUAUGCCAUGUUAAUAUGAUAUCUGAGAGAGAGUGACUAACAAAAUCAAUGUGGGUACCCUGGAGGUCAGAGCCCCUGCGCACGUACCCGGUCGGUAAUUCGGCCAUGAUUACUUUCAGAUAGCUGGCUAGACUAAUUUAUCAAUCUAAAAAUGUUUUGCUGACAUGGGCUAAUUGAGUGACUGUCAGUGACUGACAAAUAAAAUGAUGUCGCUUAUGCCUAGGGCCGGCCCUGUAUGACAUAUUCCGCAGGUUUCAUGUGUGUUUUUGAUCUGAACACACCCUUUGGUCCAGCUGGCACACCACUGGCCACAGUUAGGGUAGUGUGUGUACAGUCUGGCCCUGCUCUCUGCUGUGAAUAGGCUCCAGGCCUUCUUUCCCUUAGCCAGAGUUGGAAGAAAGAGUGGACCUGACUGGUUCAGACAGGAUUUGCUGUGUACCACUGGCUUCACUGACUCCCCUUUCUACUGAAAUGCCCAUAAAACAACUUCCUUGGUUCCUGAUCCCUAUGUACACACACACACACAGAAAACCCAUACAUACAGUUUUGAUCCACAUAGUCUUCCAAACGUAUUAUUCUCCUGCAAUGGAAACUCUGAGUGUGUGUGUGUGUGUGUAAGGGCAUAGCAUCAGCUAACCUCUGGGUCUGGCUGGGCUGGGCUGGGUCCAUUUCCCAGUCACUAGAACUAAAGGGAAACACAUUGCUGAGUAGAACCAGUGCCAGAGCAAUGAGAGUCCAACAGCAACUCUGGAGCCAGCUCUCCGGUCCGCACAGGCUCCACUAUAGCCACACAAUGAUGUCAUGAUCCCAGAAUACUGGACUGUGUGUGUGUGUGUGUGUGUGUGUGUGUGUGUGUUUGUGUGUGUGUGUUGGAUAGAAUGCCGCUGCUGUAAUGGGACUUUGUGGAAGGGAGGUUGUCUUGUUGCUGCACAUUCAAAGGCCGUGUUUGUCAGAGGGCUUGGGAUUUUUCAAGUGCCUCCUCAGAAGACAUUGGUUUCCCUGCCACUUCCGCCACUUUGAGCUGAGGCAUUUGAGAGGAAUGCUACUCAUAAAGUAUUCUUCCCCAUUCCCACAAAGCUGUGUCUGUGUGCACGUGAGUGCAUUCUUUCCUUUGUAUGCGUGUGUGUAUGUAUGUGCGUGCGUGCCUGUGCGUGCGCGUCCACUGUAAUUGUGACAAAGUGGCGUGCGAAGUGCACUAGAUCCGUUAGGCGUCUCGUUGCAGUGCAAACAGUGGUGUUCUCUGGUAUUAAUGGCACUCUCUGUGUCUCUGUGGUUUAACAUGAGCCUGACAGCUUUCUAAGAGUCCUCUCUGGUCGGGGCACACAAAGGACUGGCUGUAACCGUGAGACUUGACACCGUGCGACCAUACACUUUCACAUCCAACCCGACUUCCGCGUUACAAACUGUAGCCAUAACCAAGAGGGGCAGUACAACAGGAGUCAAGUCUCACUGGAGUAAGUGAAUGAGUUAGUCUAUACAGGUUUAGUAGUUACAAGUGAUGACAUACAAAAUAUGACCAAUAAAGAAAUAAGUUGUUUCCAUUAGAUUUUUAAAUGUAUUUGACAAUGGAUGCUCAAUGCAAGAGCAUUUGGGGAAUGUAACUGUUCCCUUUUCCAUUUAAGAACAUAAAUUAGUCAGCGUUAUCAGUAAUGGCACUCUCACUAUGUCUAGUAUGCACCACCUCCCAUUCUAUAUUUGCUGCAUUUGGGUUUGUGUGGAGGUUGAUAUUUCUCCUCUCAGACUGUAUAAACAUUGUUUUAAUGGGUUAGACCAUUUUCCAAGAGGGAAAUGAAAGGUCUCAUUCACAUCAUUCAGUGCAAGUCAUGGGAGUGGGACUGAGGAUGUAUUCAGUGACUGUGUAUGUAAACAUGAAACAUAAACAUGUUUCCUUCAUUCUCCCUCUUACAGAUUCAGCAGCUGGAGACGCAGGUGAUAGAGGCAGAGAAAUGUGCCUUCAAAGCUCACCAGCAGGUAAAUGAGAUGUGUGUGUGCGUACGUGUGUGUCAGCAUGCUCGUGUGUGUGUAUUUGUGUGUGUUACAUGUACAGGUAACUGCCAAAAUAAAGGAAACACCAACAUAAAGUGUCUUAAUAGGGUGUUGGGCCACGACGAGCCAGAACAGCUUCAAUGUGCCUUGGUAUAGAUUCUACAAGUGUUUGGAACUCUAUUGGAGGGAUGUGACACCAUUCCUCCACGAGAAAUUCCAUCAUUUGGUGUGUUGUUGAUGGUGGUGGAAAACGCUGUCUCAUGCGCCGCUCCAGAAUCUCCCAUAAGUGUUCAAUUGGGUUGACAUCUGGUGACUGACACAUGGCAUAUGGUUUACACGUUUGCAUGCUCUUCAAACCAUUCAGUGACCACUCAUGCCCUGUGGAUGGGGGCAUUUUCAUCCUAUGGUGGCAUAGCCAUGGUAUCCAAAAUAAUGGCCAAAAUAAUGGCCUGCCGAGCAUUUUUAUACAUGACCAUAAGCAUGAUGGGAUGUUAAUUGCUUAAUUAACUAAUGAACCACACCUGUGUGGAAGCACCUGCUUUCAACAUUCUUUGUAUCCCUCAUUUACUCAAGUGUUUCCAUUAUUUGGGAAGUUACCUGUAUAUUUCUUGAGCACAUUCUAUUACGUGUGUGAUGUGUGCGUAUGAGUGUGUGCAUGUGUGCUCUUUAUAACAAUGUGUGUGUGUGUGUGUGUCUCUCUCUUAGGUGCAGUGGAUGGAGGAGAAAGUGAAGGCUCCAGACGGUCAGUCAGGUGACUCUGAGGUGCGGUUGUUCAAACGCUGUCAGGACCUACAGUCUCUCCUACAGGAGAAGGAUGAUGUCAUCACCCUGCUGGAGACACAACUGGAGGAGCAGGUAAAGAGCCGCCCCUAGACAGUGAUCUAAGGUCAGUUUUGUGCUUUCCCCCCUAAGGGUUAGGAUUGGGGGAGGAUAUGCUGAUCCUAGAUCAGUGUUGAUAUCUGUCUCUGUCCCUUACCAGAAACAGAUCCGAGCCCAGGAUGCUAAGACUGUGGAGGAGAAAGCAGCCAAGAUCAAAGAGUGGGUGAUGCUGAAGCUGUGUGAGGUACAGUACAGGAAGUGUGUGUCCUCACAAGGAUAGCAAAACAAGGAAAACAUUUUGCCAGUCCCCACAAGGAAAAAUGCUAUUUAGGCUUAGGGUUGCAAUUAGGGUUAGGAAAAAUAGUAUUUUCAAUGGGAAUCAAUUGUUUGGUCACCACAAGGAAAGCAAAACAAGCAUGUGUAUUUGUAUAGUAUUAGUGUUGAUGCUUUUUGGUGUUACAAGAGUUUGUGCUGUUCCUAGUUUGAGGUGGAGAAUGCUGCUCUGAGAGAGACCAACAUUCAGCAGGAGGCUCAGAUCCAGGAGUUACAGAAACAGAUGCAGGGUAAGGACCACAGGAAAGACACACACACCCAAAUCCCCUGGCUAGACAUUUUAAAGUCUGUUUCAUGUAUGUGUUCCAGCCCUGGAGCAAAAGCGAGGAGGUGGUGUCCAGUCCAAGCCCGGGGAAGCCCAGCGUCUCAGCAGCUUGACGUUUGGCUGUUUCCAGGUACGAGGGAAGAACCCCCAGGUCCUAACAGGCCCCGAGCCCGCCCAGAGGACCCUCAGAACCCAGCUCGAGGCCGAAGGGGGGAACAACACUGGUCAGUCCCUACCUCCUCAUAUCUACUGGAUGACCAUCACUGAUCAUUUCUAUGACUAUCAAUGUCAUACUACAAAUGUAGGAUCUUAAUUUGAGCAAGUUUGCUACAGCAGGAAAAUAAUCCUGCAGCAACAGAAAAUGUGAAUUAUAAUUCAUGGAGAUUUUUGUAGGGGUUGAUAAAUUUUUUGGUAAGGCAAAUCAAGUCUGACAUUUAAGUGGAAAUUACAAACUUUAAAAGCCUUUUUAAACCUUGAAUAUACUACACAUUUGCAUUUCCUGCUCUACACGACAAUUCUCAGCAACAAAAGAGUAAUCAAAUUAAGAUCCUACAUCUUAUGUUCUUCACUGCUGGUCCAGGAGAACCACUAGUCCAGUGGAUAGGUGAAAUAAUUGUUAUAUUUUAUGAUACAAGUAUCAAACUUGAUAUGCUAGAUACAGUUGAAGUCGGAAGUUUACAUACACCUUAGCCAAAAUACAUUUAAACUCAGUUUUUCACAAUUCCUGACAUUUAAUCCUAGUAAAAAAGUCCCUGUUUUAGGUCAGUUAGGAUCACCACUUUAUUUUAAGAAUGUGAAAUGUCAGAAUAAUAGUAGAGAGAAUGAUUUAUUUCAGCUUUUAUUUAUUUCAUCACAUUCCCAGUGGGUCAGAAGUUUACAUACACUCAAUUAGUAUUUGGUAGCAUUGCCUUUAAAUUGUUUAACUGGGGUCAAACGUUUCAGGUAGCCUUCCACAAGCUUCCCACAGUAAGUUGGGUGAAUUUUGGCCCAUUCCUCCUGACAGAGCUGGUGUAACUGAGUCAGGUUUGUAGGCCUCCUUGCUCGCACACGCUUUUUCAGUUCUGCCCACAAGUUUCUAUAGGAUUGAGGUCAGGGCUUUGUGAUGGCCACUCCAAUACCUUGACUUAGUUGUCCUUAAGCCAUUUUGCCACAACUUUGGAAAUAUGCUUGGGGUCAUUGUUCAUUUGGAAGAACCAUUUGCGACCAAGCUUUAACUUCCUGACUGAUGUCUUGAGAUGUUGCUUCAAUAUAUCCACAUAAUUUUCUUCCUCAUGAUGCCAUCUAUUUUGUGAAGUGCACCAGUCCCUCCUGCAGCAAAGCACCCCCACAGCAUGAUGCUGCCACCCCGUGCUUCAUGGUUGGGAUGGUGUUCUUCGGCUUGCAAACAGUCCCCUUUUCCCUCCAAACAUAACGAUGGUCAUUAUGGCCAAACAGUUCUAUUUUUGUUUCAUCAGACCAGAGGACAUUUCUCCAAAAAGUACAAUCUUUGUCCCCAUGUGCAGUUGCAAACCGUAGAUAAUUGUGUACCUGUUUCCUCCAGCAUCUUCACAAGGUCCUUUGCUGUUGUUCUGGGAUUGAUUUGCACUUUUCGUACCAAAGUACGUUCAUCUCUAGGAGACAGAACGCGUCUCCUUCCUGAGCGGUAUGACGGCUGCGUGGUCCCAUGGUGUUUAUACUUGCGUACUAUUGUUUGUACAGAUGAACGUGGUACCUUCAGGCGUUUGGAAAUUGCUCCCAAGGAUGAACCAGACUUGUGGAGGUCUACAAUUCUUUUUCUGAGGUCUUGGCUGAUUUCUUUUGAUUUUCCCAUGAUGUCAAGCAAAGAGGCACUGAGUUUGAAGGUAGGCCUUGAAAUACAUCCACAGGUACACCUCCAAUUGACUCAAAUUAUGUCAAUUAGCCUAUCAGAAGCUUCUAAAGCCAUGACAUCAUUUUCUGGAUUUUCCCAAGCUGUUUAAAGGCACAGUCAACUUAGUGUAUGUAAACUUCUGACCCACUGGAAUUGUGAUACAGUGAAUUAUAAGUGAAAUAAUCUGUCUGUAAACAAUUGUUGGAAAAAAUACUUGUGUCAUGCACAAAGUAGAUGUCCUAACCGACUUGCCAAAACUAUAGUUUGUUAACAAGAAAUGUGUGGAGUGGUUGAAAAACGAGUUUUAAUGACUCCAACCUAAGUGUAUGUAACUUCCGACCAAAAAUGUGCCCAAAAUGCUGUCCAACUCACAUUUUUUGUUGUUGAUAUUUUGAUCCCUCUAUUGAGAGGGUCAAAUUUCAGCAUGCUCCUAAUGAUUUAAAAAUAUUGUGUGAUAUCUGUGGAUUAGAAUGAUAUCUAAUAUGUACCAAAACAGUGCUUGUAUAAUAAGUAAUGGUAGCCUUAGUAUCCUGUUCCAUACUUCCCUUUCAAAAAGGUAGAGUUCUAUUAGAAUGGCUUCAUGUCCAUGGUUCAAUUUUCAACAUUCUAAGUAUAGGGGAGUAAGUAGGCUACAGGGAAGGUUUCUUGUUACAUUUCAUGAAAUUGACAAAAUACAGAAUAUCAUAUACAGUGAGGGAAAAAAGUAUUUGAUCCCCUGCUGAUUUUGUAUGUUUGCCCACUGACAAAGACAUGAUCAGUCUAUAAUUUUAAUGGUAGGUUUAUUUGAACAGUGAGAGACAGAAUAACAACAACAAAAAUCAGAAAAAAACGCAUGUCAAAAAUGUUAUGAAUUGAUUUGCAUUUUAAUGAGGGAAAUAAGUAUUUGACCCCUCUGCAAAACAUGACUUAGUACUUGGUGGCAAAACCCUUGUUGGCCAUCACAGAGGUCAGACGUUUCUUGUAGUUGGCCACCAGGUUUGCACACAUCUCAGGAGGGAUUUUGUUCCCCUCCUCUUUGCAGAUCUUCUCCAAGUCAUUAAGGUUUCGAGGCUGACGUUUGGCAACUCGAACCUUCAGCUCCCUCCACAGAUUUUCUAUGGGAUUAAGGUCUGGAGACUGGCUAGGCCACUCCAGGACCUUAAUGUGGUUCUUCUUGAGCCACUCCUUUGUUGCCUUGGCCGUGUGUUUUGGGUCAUUGUCAUGCUGAAAUACCCAUCCACGACCCAUUUUCAAUGCCCUGGCUGAGGGAAGGAGGUUCUCACCCAAGAUUUGACGGUACAUGGCGCCGUCCAUCGUCCCUUUGAUGAGGUGAAGUUGUCCUGUCCCCUUAGCAGAAAAGCAUAAUGUUUCCACCUCCAUGUUUGACGGUAGGGAUGGUGUUCUUGGGGUCAUAGUCAGCAUUCCUCCUCCUCCAAACAGGGCGAGUUGAGUUGAUGCCAAAGAGCUCGAUUUUGGUCUCAUCUGACCACAACACUUUCACCCAGUUCUCCUCUGAAUCAUUCAGAUGUUCAUUGGCAAACUUCAGACGGCCCUGUAUAUGUACUUUCUUGAGCAGGGGGACCUUGCGGGCGCUGCAGAAUUUCAGUCCUUCACGGCGUAGUGUGUUACCAAUUGUUUUCUUGGUCACUAUUGUCCCAGCUGCCUUGAGAUCAUUGACAAGAUCCUCCCGUGUAGUUCUGGGCUGAUUCCUCACCAUUCUCAUGAUCAUUGCAACUCCACGAGGUGAGAUCUUGCAUGGAGCCCAAGGCCGAGGGAGAUUGACAGUUCUUUUGUGUUUCUUCCAUUUGCGAAUAAUCGCACCAACUGUUGUCACCUUCUCACCAAACUGCUUGGCGAUGGUCUUGUAGCCCAUUCCAGCCUUGUGUAGGUCUACAAUCUUGUCCCUGACAUCCUUGGAGAGCUCUUUGGUCUUGGCCAUGGUGGAGAGUUUGGAAUCUGAUUGAUUGAUUGCUUCUGUGGACAGGUGUCUUUUAUACAGGUAACAAGCUGAGAUUAGUAGCACUCCCUUUAAGAGUGUGCUUCUAAUCUCAGCUCGUUACCUGUAUAAAAGACACCUGGGAGCCAGAAAUCUUUCUGAUUGAGAGGGGGUCAAAUACUUAUUUCCCUCAUUAAAAUGCAAAUCAAUUUAUAACAUUUUUGACAUUUUGUUGUUAUUCUGUCUCUCACUGUUCAAAUAAACCUACCAUUAAAAUUAUAGACUGAUCAUUUCUUUGUCAGUGGGCAAACGUACAAAAUCAGCAGGGGAUCAAAUACUUUUUUCCCUCACUGUAUAAUGUAUUUAGUAGACUUUAGGGAACACCCAAAAUACUGAAAAUGAGGAUGAAAGUAUAUUCAAGAAUCAGUCAUUUUGGUCGAUUUCUUUUGGCACCUUUUCACCACUUUUCUACAAAAUAUUUAAAGGAUACAUAUAAAUGUCAUUCUUGGGCCAUUUUAUUGUAUUCUCCAGAACCCUUAAAACAUUUUAAGCCAUCGUUGGGCUGUAUGUACCAAUUAUUUAUGUGAAUCUUGUCCAAUAUGGCCCUAUGGUGCUGGUUGGUGAUCAUUUUGAAAAACUGAGUAUAAUUAGGGGUGUAGUGCUCCUGGAGCGCACCAGAGUGACGAAUCAAUGUCUCGGAAGAUCACUUAAUGAAUUAUUAAUUAGUAUUCUGCAUAACAGCCUGACUAUAAUAGCAUACUUGUUACUGUAAGACCAAAAACACCACCUCAUUUCUUAAGAGCUUUAAGGAUGAUUGUGCUGAAUGGCCAAGUUUUUUUUUCUCAUGAUGCGGCCAAAACUAGCGCGCACCAUAGGAAAAAUGGUCUCUGAUGGAAACAAUACAGGUAGGAUAGUCUGUUGCUUGUUAAUAUCAUAUGCUCUGAAAUCCGCUCAAAAAGUAUUUACUCGCAUCACUCAAGAAGAUCUAAAUGCAUAUUCUCAUGAAACUGAGUGAGAUCAAAUGGCAUUUAGAUGCAGCUUGGACAUUUGACCUGUAAAAUGAGAAGAUUUAUAAUUCACGAUUGAUAGUGAUGAUGGCCUAUUUUGAUUUAGGUAGGCCUAAUUUGGUGUUUGAAGGUAUUGAAAAUACAAACAUUUAUUCAAGUCAAUGUGUGUAGGCAUACGAUGCAUUUGGAUGAUGCGUUUUAUGCAUAUAACAUUAUAUUAUUCAACAGGCUAUGUUGCAAGAGUUGGAAGGUGUUCCUAAUGUUCGGUAUACUCAGUGUAUUUGGUUCUUAUCCGCUGGACUACACAGGGUGUGCAGGUUCUUGAUCUGGACCAGCAUUAACACACCUUAUUAAGCUUAACUAAUCAUAAUUCCUUUGAUUAGUUGAAUCAGGCGUGUUAGUACUGGGCUGAAACAAAUGCCUGCACAGCAUAGUCUGUAAGUCCCCAGUACAAGGAUUGAAGAACAUUGAUUUGGUAUGUUAUUUGGUACAUGAUAUUGAUAAUAAUAAGCCAUUUAGCAGACGCUUUUAUCCAAAGCGACUUACAGUCAUACAAGUGUUUGUUUACUUUGACAGAUAACACCAAUACAGAGACAUCAGUCUCCUCCGGGGCAGAGAGUGGAGGCCACAGACCAGCGGACGCUACCUCAGAGGAGGAGACUGAGAGUGUGUGUGAGAGCACAGGAGGGCCAGAGUCUCGCUGUGUGUCCUCUGUGCUCUCCAUUGCUGCUUUGGAGGGCGAGGGUGGAGGUUUGUGUGAAGGGGAGGGGUGUCCGCUGAAGUACAGCCGUCCCGGCAGCGAGACCUACCUCACGGCGUCUGAUGACAGCAGCUCUCUGUUCGAUGAUGACAUGGAGCGUACCAAGCGCCCCCACUUCCACCUGCCGGGGUCCGGGGAGGGGGGGCUGACGGAGAAGGAGGGGGUCAGGGAGAGGAAACUUGAGGAUUGCUCCUCGGACGAACUCAACAAACGCUUCCAGUCCCAGAGACUAGACUCCUCGUCCUCCUCCAGUGACCCCUCCAACACCCCUAGCCCCAUCCUCACCCCCAAGCGCCCCACCUCCACCCAGGACUCCAGAGACCCCCCCGCCUCUCCCAAACAGCCCCGCCUGCGGACGCCCGCUGGGUUUGGCGUGAUGAGCGUGGCCCUGGCCAAGAGACACCUGAGCCAGCCGCCAAUCAGCACGGAGGCGGCUCAUGGACGGACGCGCAACGCCAUCAGCAUGCUCCGCCCCCUUAGGCCCCAAGAGACCGACCUGGAUCAGGAACAGGAGGUCGGCAUGGAGACGGGUAGAGACACGCCCCCUCAGCCAGCCACCAAGCCAACCUUGCGCACCUCACCAGCCUCACUCGCCACGGACAAAGACGAGCCCCCAGAGAGCCCAGACCUCCCUGCCACGGUGCCAGGGAGCAAGCCACCGACACCCCCUCUACACAGGUUCCCCUCCUGGGUGAGCAUUAAGUUCUAUUUACCUUUAUUGUACAUACUUUGAGUGUUUUAUGCUUUGCUUGUGUUGACUGUUCCUUUAGGAAAGCCGGAUAUAUGCAGUGGCUAAGUCUGGCAUCAGGCUGUCAGAGACCUCAUGUACAGACCAGGCAAGCAAAGGUGAGAGAGAGAAGAAGAGAAUACUGGGUCAGUACCGUUCUGCCAUUGGCCCUGUGUUUUGGAGAAGGCUCUGUGAUUGGCUGAUUGAGCUGUCAUCUCUGUUCCAGACCCCUCCCUCCAGUCCUCGUACCCUGCUUUUGUGCUCUACACAUCCCUCAUCUAUAAGAACAUGACCACGCCUGUUUACACUACACUGAAGGGGGUAGGUGUGUGUGUGUGUGUGUGUGUAUGUCACCCGCAGAAGUCCUGUUUUAAUGUGACCCUCUAGAGUGUGUGUGUGUGUGUGUGUGUGUGUGUCAAGCUGAUGGUGUGUAUUACCUUCUGUAGAAAGCCACUCUGCUGAGCAGUAGUCCGUUCUCAGAGGAGUCGUCCAGCUCAGAGGAGUCGUCCAGCUCAGAGGAGUCGUCCAGCUCAGAAGAAGAGGAAGGAUCUAAAUGUAGCUCACACACCUCUAGAUCCGGCUCCCGCAAAAACAGCAACCCCGGCAGCCCCCGCUCCCUCAAGAGAGGUACUGCACACACUCACACGGACACUUCAUAAAUACAGACUCACACACUUGCGCACACACACACACUUGCACACGCAAGCAUGCGCAUGCACACAUACACAUACACACACAUGGUCAUUGCACACACAUGGUCAGACACCUCACACACACACACACACAAACACACCACAAGAAGGCUCACACAAGAGUACACAUCUCACACUGCCUCAUAUUAAAACCAAAUCCAUACGUGAUUAUUACCAUGUUCUCAUGACUGUCUGUGUAUUCCCUCUUCUCCAGCUGUGUCCAUGUCGUCCAUGACAUCAGAGAGUGACUAUGCCAUUCCUCCUGAUGCCUACUCUACUGACACAGAGUGUUCUGAGCCAGAGCAGAAACUCCCAAAGACCUGCUCUAGCACCCGCGACAACGGCAAGAAUGUAAGAACAUUGUCUUUUUGUUGAGCACAAACCACGUUUCUCUCUAUAGCUAGGUUUCCAUCCAAUUGCCGACAGAUUUUCAUUGGAAUAUUCUAAAAUCGGAAUAAAACAAUAUGCCACCAGAGGGGUGUUUCCAUCAAACUGACUUGUUGUGUAUACAGUGGGGGGAAAAAGUAUUUAGUCAGCCACCAAUUGUGCAAGUUCUCCCACUUAAAAAGAUGAGAGAGGCCUGUAAUUUUCAUCAUAGGUACACAUCAACUAUGACAGACAAAAUGAGGGGAAAAAAUCCAGAAAAUCACAUUGUAGGAUUUUUUAUGAAUUUAUUUGCAAAUAAUGGUGGAAAAUAAGUAUUUGGUCAAUAACAAAAGUUUCUCAAUAGUUUGUUAUAUACCCUUUGUUGGCAAUGACACAGGUCAAACGUUUUCUGUAAGUCUUCACAAGGUUUUCACACACUGUUGCUGGUAUUUUGGCCCAUUCCUCCAUGCAGAUCUCCUCUAGAGCAGUGUUGUUUUGGGGCUGUCGCUGGGCAACACGGACUUUCAACUCCCUCCAAAGAUUUUCUAUGGGGUUGAGAUCUGGAGACUGGCUAGGCCACUCCAGGACCUUGAAAUGCUUCUUACGAAGCCACUCCUUCGUUGCCCGGGCGGUGUGUUUGGGAUCAUUGUCAUGCUGAAAGACCCAGCCACGUUUCAUCUUCAAUGCCCUUGUUGAUGGAAGGAGGUUUUCACUCAAAAUCUCACGAUAUAUGGCCCCAUUCAUUCUUUCCUUUACCCGGAUCAGUCGUCCUGGUCCCUUUGCAGAAAAACAGCCCCAAAGCAUGAUGUUUCCACCCCCAUGCUUCACAGUAGGUAUGGUGUUCUUUGGAUGCAACUCAGCAUUCUUUGUCCUCCAAACACGACGAGUUGAGUUUUUACCAAAAAGUUCUAUUUUGGUUUCAUCUGACCAUAUGACAUUCUCCCAAUCCUCUUCUGGAUCAUCCAAAUGCACUCUAGCAAACUUCAGACGGGCCUGGACAUGUACUGGCUUAAGCAGGGGGACACGUCUGGCACUGCAGGAUUUGAGUCCCUGGCGGCGUAGUGUGUUACUGAUGGUAGGCUUUGUUACUUUGGUCCCAGCUCUCUGCAGGUCAUUCACUAGGUCCCCCCCCGUGUGGUUCUGGGAUUUUUGCUCACCGUUCUUGUGAUCAUUUUGACCCCACGGGGUGAGAUCUUGCGUGGAGCCCCAGAUCGAGGGAGAUUAUCAGUGGUCUUGUAUGUCUUCCAUUUCCUAAUAAUUGCUCCCACAGUUGAUUUCUUCAAACCAAGCUGCUUACCUAUUGCAGAUUCAGUCUUCCCAGCCUGGUGCAGGUCUACAAUUUUGUUUCUGGUGUCCUUUGACAGCUCUUUGGUCUUGGCCAUAGUGGAGUUUGGAGUGUGACUGUUUGAGGUUGUGGACAGGUGUCUUUUAUACUGAUAACAAGUUCAAACAGGUGCCAUUAAUACAGGUAACGAGUGGAGGACAGAGGAGCCUCUUAAAGAAGAGGUUACAGGUCUGUGAGAGCCAGAAAUCUUGCUUGUUUGUAGGUGACCAAAUACUUAUUUUCCACCAUAAUUUGCAAAUAAAUUCAUAAAAAAUCCUACAAUGUGAUUUUCUGCAAUUUUUUUUCUCAAUUUGUCUGUCAUAGUUGACGUGUACCUAUGAUGAAAAUUACAGGCCUCUCUCAUCUUUUUAAGUGGGAGAACUUGCACAAUUGGUGGCUGACUAAAUACUUUUUUUUCCCCACUGUAAAAGGUUGUGCAUGAUGACAUGGUGCCCAUAAAAAACAAUUUUGCAGUUAAGUUCCCAUGUACCAAAUAAAACAUCUAAAUUAAAUGGGUUUCCAUUGCAUUUUCAACUCUACCGAUGGUUUUGUCACAAAAACUGUUGCAAUAAAAUAGCAAACUUGCCCAAUCUGGUUUUUGCGCAUACUCUCUCGACAAGAGUUUGCUGAUAAAGAGACACAGCCAACACAUAUACCCUACACCUGCCACUAUACAUACACACCACUCGCCAACUCCUGUGUUUGUAGGAGCCCAUGGAGAAGUCAGGGUACCUCCUGAAGAUGGUGAAAACGUGGAAGAAGACUUGGAAGAGACGCUGGUUUGUCCUCAAAGAUGGAGAGCUGCUCUAUUACAAGUCACCGGUCAGUUAGAAAAACUCACACACUUACACACACGCUCACACACACUCACUCAAAUCAUGUAUACCAACUGGCCUCAAAAGUUUGCCUUGAAAUUAAUGUGGACUGACACUGUUAUGAUCUAUGUUAUUUAUGGGUUUGUGUAUAUCUGUGUUUUAGUGUGAGUGUUUUUCUGCCAUGUCUCCUUGUACACGUUCAUGUCUACAGAUGUAGGAUCUUAAUUUGAGCCAGUUUGCUACAGCAGGAGAAUAAACCUGCAGCAACAGGAAAUGUGAAUUAUUAUGUGGACAUUUUUGUCGGAGUUGAUACAUUUUUCAUUAGGGCAAAUCAAGUCUGACAUUUUAAAGUGGAAAUUAAAAACUUUAGAAGCCUUUUUAAACCUUGAAUACACUACAAGUUUGCAUUUCCUGCUGUGCAGCAACAAAAGAGUGAUCAAAUGAAGAUCCUACAUCUGUAGCUCUCAUGACAGGUCUGAUGAUUUGGUUCAGUGAACUGUAACACUCUCACUUAUGUCAUUUACUGAAUGAGCCUAUGUGAUUGGUCUUCCCAGAGUGAUGUCAUCCGGAGACCACAGGGUCAGAUUGAGGUCAACACCACCAGUAGUAUCGCCCGCGGCGACGGGAAGCAAGUGCUCCAGGUACUAGUGUGUGUGUGUGUGUGUGUGUGUGUGUGUGUGUGUGUGUGUGUGUGUGAGAGAGAGAGCAGGAGAGUGUGUUCAUGUGGAUAUUUGCCUGCACAUUUUUAGCAUUAACUAUCAUUUCCUGUUUGUGUGCGUGCAUGCUGACGUGCCCGCAUGCGUGUGUGUUAUCUCAGAUUGUUACAGGGAAGAGAGUAUACUAUCUGAAGGCAGACUCUCCCAACCUGCUAGAGGAGUGGCUGAGGGUUCUACAGAGUGUUCUGAGGGUCAAAACAGCCAGCCCGCUGUUCGCUCAACCUGAGAUACGACCCGGGAUGAAGGGUCAUCUCAUCAAGGUUCUGUCUUACAGCACUAAAUAUCCCUGAUAGCCAUGAACUUUAAAGGGGCAAUCUGUGAUUGCUACAUCCAUUUUUUUGUUACUUUUAAAUUCAUAAUAUAUAGCCAUUGAUUCUGGAAGAAUAUGACUUAUAAAUGCCUCGUGAGCUUAGUUCAACUGUCUAACUCAAUCAGAACCCAAAAAAUAAGCUUUCUUUACUCCUUUGUUUGUAAACAAUGUAAUUGUAAACAAACCCUGUAUAGCCUCAAAACAUUGUUAAAACUAGCAUUUUGAUAUCAUGGAUGAUCAGCCCUUGCAUCCAUAGUUCUGUCUAUACAUUUUGGAGAGGUUACAUUUCUUCAGCCCUACCCCUCAUUUCUCCAGCCCUAUUUGCUUUGUUAUUGUUUGAACUGCAGAUUGCCCCUUAAACUUUCUACUUGAACUAUAACUCUCUAGAACUAUGACUCUAUGAGUCGAGUGUUGACAUUUGGUUGACUAAGGUGGUUACCAAUGACCAGUGCCUCAUUGAAGUGAAGGUAACUUUUUUGUAUCUCUGUCAGGUGAAACAUGGCUACUCCAAGCGGGUGUGGUGUGCCCUCAUCGGUAAAACACUCUACUACUUCCGCAGUCAGGAUGACAAGGUACACAACUCAUUCACUUAUACUCAUACUCUCUACUCAUCUAUCUUCCCAUUCACCAUACUAACGCGCAGUGUGCGCCCCCACAGUUCCCCCUAGGUCAGAUCAAGCUGUGGGAGGCUCGGGUGGAGGAGGUGGACAGGUCACGUGACUCGGAUGAGGAGCUGAAGUCAUGCGGGAGGGGCUUACAGGCCACGCCCCACACCAUAGCUGUCCAUCCCCAGGAGCAGGGCCCCACCUACCUGCUCAUUGAAUCCCGACAUGAGAAGGUAUGAGAGGAGCCAGAAUCAGUGUGGAUACAUGGUAGAGAACAUCCCAUGAUAAAAAGGUCACACAGACACAAAAAUGACCUACAGUGAAUACAUUUUAGUACGUGUUUCACUUGCUAGAAUCAAACCCACAACUGUGGUGUUGCAAGCACCAUGCUUCACCCAACUGGUAGAUACUGCUAAUACUGCCGUAAUUAGCCAAUAUACUGUACAGUGCCUAUCAUAAGAUUUCUUCAAAUUUGAUUGUGUUACGAAGUGGGAUUCAAAUGUAUUUAAUGGGUAAAGAAUUGUCAAAGAUCUACACAAAACACUAAUGUCAAAGUGGAAUAAACAUUUAAAUAAAUACUUUUAUGACAAAUUAAACACACAUUUAAAUAAGUAUUCACCUCCUAAGUCAAUACAUGUUAGAAACACCUUCGGCAGCAAUUACAGCUGUGAGUACUUUGGGGUAUCUAAGUCUCUAAAAGCUUUGCACACCUGGAUUGUGCAAUAUUUGCGCAUUAUUCUUUUCAAAUUCUUCAAGCUCUGUCAAAUUGGUUGUUGAUUAUUGCUAGACAGCCAUCUUAAAUCUUGCCAUAGAUUUCAAGCAGAUUUAAGUCAAAACUGAAACUAGACCACUCAAGAACAUUCACUUUCUUCUUGGUAAGCAAUUCCAGUGUAGAUUUGACCUUGUGUUUUAGAUUAUUGUCUCCAGACCUUGCUGAUGACAAGCAUACCCAUAACAUGAUGCAGCCACUAUGCUUGAAAAUAUGGAGAGUGGUACUCAGUGGUGCUGUGUUGGAUUUGCCAUAAACGUAAUGCUUUGCAUGUUUUUUUGCUGUAUUACUAUAGUGCCUUUUUGUAAACAGAAUGCAUGUUUUGGAAUAUUUUAAUUCUGUAUAGGCUUCCGUCUUUUCACUAUGUCAUUUAGGUUUGUAUUGUGGAGUAACUACAAUGUUGUUGAUCGAUCCAGUUUUCUCCCAUCACAGCCAUUAAACUCUGUAAAUGUUUUUAAAUCACCAUUGGCCUCAUUGUGAAAACCCUGAGUGGUUUCUUUCUCUCUGGCAACUCAGUUUGGAAGGACACCUGUAUCUUUGUAGUGACUGAGUGUAUUGAUACACCAUCCAAAGCCUAAUAACUUUACCAUGCUCAAAGGGAUAUUCAGUGUCUGCUUUUUCUUUGCCCAUCUACCAAUCAGUGCCCUUCUUUGCGAGGCAUUAGAAAAGCUCCCUGGUCUUUGUGGUUGAAUCUGUGCUUGAAAUUCAUUAAUCGACUGAGGGACCUUAUAGAUAAUUGUAUGUGUGGGGUACAGAGAUGUGGUAGUCAUUCAAAAAGCAUGUUAAACCCUAUUAUUGCACACAGAAUGAGUCCAUGCAACUUAUUAUGUGAUUUGUUAAGCACAUUUUUACUCCUCAACUUAUUUAGGCUUGCUAUAACAAAGUGGGUUAAUAGAUUUUAGUUAUUUAUUUUGUAUAAAUGUGUAAACAUUUAUAUAAUUUUCUUUUCACUUUGACAUUAUUAAGUAUUUUGUGUAGAUCAGUGACAGAAAAUCACAAUUAAGUCAAUUUCAGUGUGAAAAGAUCCAACGGGGAUGAAUACUUGAUAGGCACUGUAGCUAUAGUGGUUCUGCCCUGUCUUCUGGUUUCUUUAGGAGGCUUGGCUGUAUCACCUGUCGGUGGCAGCGGGCAACACGGUGGGCAAGGUUGGCACAGAGUUUGAGCAGUUGGUGGGCCAACUGCUCAAUGUGGAGGGAGAACCAAGUGAGUGUCCUACUGCUCUUCUGGCUUUUGUCUGUUUCAGUAUCUCAUCAGUUAGACUCUUCUGCUAUUGAAAGUGACUAUAAGUCGGGUGUGCAAGACUUCUCUUCAGUAUGUCAAUAGUUUUCACUGCAUUUUCCAAACUCGCUCUUUUUCUCUCGCUCUUUCGUUCAGACUCUCAGAUAUGGAGAAACCCCAUGCUGUGUUUCAGUAAAGAGGGUCUGUCAUCUCCACUCACCACCCUGCCCUCUCAGGCCCUGCAGACUGAGGCCAUCAAGCUCUUUAAGGUAGGAUACACACACACAUGCGCACAAACACUCACGCGCAUGACAUCACAGACAUGUGCACGCAAAGAGAGUUAGUUCAUGGGCCUUGCAAUCUUUUGACAAUAAAUAAUAUUCAAAGAGCUAUGUCAGUUUUUCCAAUGACUCUCCUCCUUUCUCUUUAUAUCUCUCUCUCUUUCUGUCCCCUUCUCUCCCUCUCUUCCAGACAUGCCAGCUCUUCAUCAACGUGGCAAUCGAUGCUCCAGCCAUUGACUACCACGUGUCCCUGGCCCAGAGUGCGUUGCAGGUGUGCCUGACCCACCCAGAGCUACAAAACGAGUUAUUUUGUCAGCUCAUCAAACAGACACGCAAGAGACAGCCCCAAGGGCAGCCCUGGCCCUUGCAGGUACACAUACAUACUCUUUCACCACAGAGGGGCAGCAGGAGUACAUGUAAAAUUACAUACAGUCCACACCUGACAAAUUCAAUGGAUUGUGGCGGUCAUGAAUAGAUUGUUGUGAAUCCAUUAUGGGUGCACUAAACUGGAGCAUGCAGAGUAUGUAUUUGAAUUUGAACUAGUGAAUUGCAAUGGAUUUAAACAGAGUUUGCCCUUAUCCACUGAGUAUACAAAACAUUAAGAACACCUGCUCUUUCCAUGACAUAGACUGACCAGGUGAAUCUAGGUGAAGGCUAUGAUCCCUUAUUGAUGGCACUUAUUAAAUCCACUUCAAUCAGUGUAGAUGAAGGGUAGGAGACAGGUUAAAGAAGGAUUUUUAGGCCUCGAGACAAUUGAGACAUGGAUUGUGUAUGUGUGCCAUUCAGAGGGUGAAUGGGCAAGACACAAGAUUUAUGUGCCUUUGAACGGAGUAUGGUAGUAAGUGCCAGGCACACCGGUUUGUGUCAACUGCAACGUGGCUGGGUUUACAACUCAAUAUUAGGAAGGUGUUCCUAAUGUUUGGUAUACUCAGUGUAUACGGAGUUAACAAAUGAGAGUUUAUGUUUGUAUGCUAAAUAACUAAAAUGUAAAUGUAUGGUCUUCUACAGGGAUGGCAGUUCCUGGCUCUGUGUGUGGGUCUCUUUCUGCCCCAGCACCCCUUCCUUUGGCUGCUGCAGGUACACCUGAAGAGGCAUGGAGACUCAAGGUGAGCACACACACACUCACAUACGCACGCAUGCAAAUUGUCCCUAGUCUGACUUCCUAGUCGCUCAUUUGCUAACCCAACCUUGUAUUUACCUGCAAUUUGACUGUACUUUCCCCUGUGUGUCUCUCUCAGAACAGAGGUGGGUAAAUACGCCAUCUACUGUCAGAGGUCGGUAGAGAGGACCCAGCUAAAGGGUGAGCGUCAGGCCCGGGCGUCCCGUAUGGAGAUCCUGUCUAUCCUUCUCAGGAACCCAUACCACCACUCACUGCCCUUCAGUGUACCUGUUCACUUCCUCAACAACACAUACCAGGUACAACACAUACUCUCUCUACCAGUUAGUGUGCACAGGGAGAGAGACGCACACACGUGUGCAUGCUAGGGUUGCAAAGCUACAGGUAAUUUACCAAAGUGAACAGAAUCUUCUGUAAUUUUGGUAAUUAACAGGUAAUAUAUGGCAAUCUAUGGUAACUUUGGUAAUUUAUACUUAAAUAACUUUUUUACUUUUUAACUCUGCAACUCUUUCAACUAUUUACUUUUUUCAUAACUGCCACCAGUUUGGUGCCAAAACAUUUACAACAAAGAAAUAUUGACAUAGUAAAAUAUAUAUAUAUAUUUCAUGCCUAAACCCUCAUAUUAAACACCAAUGGUAUUCACUAAAUCAUCUUAUUUGAUUAUUUUAUAUAUUCUACAUGCUGUGGGCCAGAGAUAAUUACAGACACCUGUGAUAAUCUGAAUUACCCAAAAAGGCCACUAGAUGUCAUCUGAUAAUAAAACAAAAGUUUCCAGUAAUAUACCCUCCCUUUGCAACCACAAAGGUGCAUGCACACACACACACACACACACACACACACACACACAUUGACGGUGUAUUUUGCCCCAUCCAGGUAGUGGGCUUUGAUGCCUCUACCACAGUGGAGGAGUUUCAGUGCAGACUGAACCAGGACACAGGGAUGAGGAAAACUGGUCAAUCAGGCUUCAGCCUCUACACGGACGACCCUACUGGACGAGAGCUGGAGCACUGUCUACAGGGGGGCAUCAAGGUUAGACUGAAUAGCUGACAUCAUACAGACAUGGCCACAUUCACAGAAUCAACACACAAAUACUGGAAAGUAUUUUUCCCCACUCAAAAAAUGUGGACAAUAUCUGCUGUCUUUAUUGGAAAAGCACUUAAAGGGCAUUUCAACCUCAUAUUCAUUAUCUCUAGCACUAUACAAGUGUCUACAUAUGUAAAAAUGGCACGUUUAUAUGAUCUGUGGUUAAAAAGAUCAGAUUAAAGGUCCUAUAAAAUGCUUCUCUGUGAUUUUCAAAACCUGCAACGAAUUUCUAGCCAGAGGAAGGGUAUUUUCUUGCUCAUCGGGUAGAACUUAUUAACUUAAUAUUUGUUUGUACAAAUCGUAAAAAUGUGCAGUUUUCACAUACAGUGGGGGAAAAAAGUAUUUAGUCAGCCACCAAUUGUGCAAGUUCUCCCACUUAAAAAGAUGAGAGAGGCCUGUAAUUUUCAUCAUAGGUACACGUCAACUAUGACAGACAAAUUGAGAAAAGAAAAUCCAGAAAAUCACAUUGUAGGAUUUUUAAUGAAUUUAUUUGCAAAUUAUGGUGGAAAAUAAGUAUUUGGUCACCAACAAACAAGCAAGAUUUCUGGCUCUCACAGACCUGUAACUUAUUCUUUAAGAGGCUCCUCUGUCCUCCACUCGUUACCUGUAUUAAUGGCACCUGUUUGAACUUAUUAUCAGUAUAAAAGACACCUGUCCACAACCUCAAACAGUCACACUCCAAACUCCACUAUGGCCAAGACCAAAGAGCUGUCAAAGGACACCAGAAACAAAAUUGUAGACCUGCACCAGGCUGGGAAGACUGAAUCUGCAAUAGGUAAGCAGCUUGGUUUGAAGAAAUCAACUGUGGGAGCAAUUAUUAGGAAAUGGAAGACAUACAAGACCACUGAUAAUCUCCCUCGAUCUGGAGCUCCACGCAAGAUCUCACCCCGUGGGGUCAAAAUGAUCACAAGAACGGUGAGCAAAAAUCCCAGAACCACACGGGGGGACCUAGUGAAUGACCUGCAGAGAGCUGGGACCAAAGUAACAAAGCCUACCAUCAGUAACACACUACGCCGCCAGGGACUCAAAUCCUGCAGUGCCAGACGUGUCCCCCUGCUUAAGCCAGUACAUGUCCAGGCCCGUCUGAAGUUUGCUAGAGUGCAUUUGGAUGAUCCAGAAGAGGAUUGGGAGAAUGUCAUAUGGUCAGAUGAAACCAAAAUAUAACUUUUUGGUAAAAACUCAACUCGUCGUGUUUGGAGGACAAAGAAUGCUGAGUUGCAUCCAAAGAACACCAUACCUACUGUGAAGCAUGGGGGUGGAAACAUCAUGCUUUGGGGCUGUUUUUCUGCAAAGGGACCAGGACGACUGAUCCUUGUAAAGGAAAGAAUGAAUGGGGCCAUGUAUCGUGAGAUUUUGAGUGAAAACCUCCUUCCAUCAGCAAGGGCAUUGAAGAUGAAACGUGGCUGGGUCUUUCAGCAUGACAAUGAUCCCAAACACACCGCCCGGGCAACGAAGGAGUGGCUUCGUAAGAAGCAUUUCAAGAUCCUGGAGUGGCCUAGCCAGUCUCCAGAUCUCAACCCCAUAGAAAAUCUUUGGAGGGAGUUGAAAGUCUGCGUUGCCCAGCGACAGCCCCAAAACAUCACUGCUCUAGAGGAGAUCUGCAUGGAGGAAUGGGCCAAAAUACCAGCAACAGUUUGUGAAAACCUUGUGAAGACUUACAGAAAACGUUUGACCUGUGUCAUUGCCAACAAAGGGUAUAUAACAAAGUAUUGAGAAACUUUUGUUAUUGACCAAAUACUUAUUUUCCACCAUAAUUUGCAAAUAAAUUCAUUAAAAAUCCUACAAUGUGAUUUUCUGGAUUUUCUUUUCUCAAUUUGUCUGUCAUAGUUGACGUGUACCUAUGAUGAAAAUUACAGGCCUCUCUCAUCUUUUUAAGUGGGAGAACUUGCACAAUUGGUGGCUGACUAAAUAUUUUUUUCCCCCACUGUAUGUAGACACUGGUAUUGUGCUGGAGAAAUUGUGAGGAAUUGCCUUUUAAGGGUUCUUUAUUAUUUUUUUCAACAAAGCCUUUGUCAAAUCUGAAGUCUUUGUCACAAAAGAUGCAUGUCUUCCUUUCUCACAGAUCUGUGACAUCAUCUCCAAAUGGGAGCAGGCCUCCAAGGAGCAGCACACGGGCAAGUCUGAGAACACCAGAACUUUCCGGCUCACCUACAAGAAUAGGUAGAUUUUACACUUUUUACUUUCACUUACUGUGUGUAUGUAGAGAUCUCAUUCACCACUAGUUAACCCUUUGUAACACUCUGUCUGUGUUUGGGUCUGUGUCUGGGUGUGUGUGUGCGUGCGUGUGUGUCUCUGUCUGUCUGUGUGCAGGCUGUACUUCUCUCCUCAGGUGCGAGGUGAGUCAGAGAGAGAGAGGCUGCUCCUGGCCUAUCAGACGAACGAGGCCAUCAUAGCAGGACACUUCCCUGUCAACAAGGAGCUGGCUCUUGAGAUGUCUGCCCUGCUAGCCCAGGUCUGUGACGUCCAUAUACAGUGGCUUGCGAAGGUAUUCACCCCCCUUGGCAUUUUUCCUAUUUUGUUGCCUUACAACCUGGAAUUAAAAUUGAUUUUUUUGAGGUUUGUAUCAUUUGAUUUACACAACAUUCCUACCACUUUGAAGAUGCAAAAUAUUUUUUAUUGUGAAACAAACAAGAAAUAAGACAAACAAACAGAAAACUUCAGCGUGCAUAACUAUUCACUCCCACCAAAGUCAAUACUUUGUAGAGCCAACUUUUGCAGUAAUUACAGCUGCAAGUCUCUUGGGGUAUGUCUCGAUAAGCUUGGCACAUCUAGCCACUGGGAUUGUUGCCCAUUCUUCAAGAAAAAACUGCUCCAGCUCCUUCAAGUUGGAUGGGUUCUGCUGGUGUACAGCAAUCUUUAAGUCAUACCACAGAUUCUCAAUUGGAUUGAGGUCUGGGCUUUGACUAGGCCAUUCCAAGACAUUUAAAUGUUUCCCCUUAAGCCACUCAAGUGUUGCUUUAGCAGUAGGCUUAGGGUGAACCUCCGUCCCAAUCUCAAAUCUCUGGAAGACUGAAACAGGUUUCCCUCAAGAAUUUCCCUGUAUUUACCGCCAUCCACCAUUCCUUCAAUUCUGACCAGUUUCCCAGUCCCUGCCGAUGAAAAACAUCCCCACAGCAUGAUGCUGUCACCACUAUGCUUCGCUGUGGGGAUGGUGUUCUCGGGAUGAUGAGAGGUGUUGGGUUUGCGCCAGACAUAGCGCUCAAUUUUAGUCUCAUCUGACCAGAGUACCUUCUUCCAUAUGUUUGGGGAGUCUCCCACAUGCAUUUUGACGAACACCAAACGUGUUUGCUUAUUUAUUUCUUUAAGCAAUGGCUUUUUUCUGGCCACUCUUCCAUAAAGCCCAGCUCUGUGGAGUGUAUGGCUUAAAGUGGUCAUAUGGACAGAUACUCCAAUCUCCACUGUGGAGCUUUGCAGCUCCUUCAGGGUUAUCUGGUAUCUUUGUUGCCUCUCUGAUUAAUGCCCUCCUUGCCUGGUCCGUGAGUUCUGGUGGGCGGCCCUCUCUUGGCAGGUUUGUUGUGGAGCCAUAUUCUUUCCAAUUUUUUAAUAAUGGAUUUAAUGGUGCUCCGUGGGAUGUUCAAAGUUUUUUAUAACCCAACCCUGAUCUGUACUUCUCCACAACUUUGUCCCUGACCUGUUUGGAGAGCUCCUUGGUCUUCAUGGUGCUGCUUGCUUGGUGGUGCCCCUUGCUUAGUGGUGUUGCAGACUCUGGGGCCUUUCAGAACAGGUGUAUAUACUGAGAUCAUGUGACAGAUCAUGUGACACUUAGAUUGCACACAGGUGGACUUUAUUUAACUAAUUAUGUGACUUCUGAAGGUAAUUGGUUGCACCAGAUCUUAUAAGGGGCUUCAUAGCAAAGGGGGUGAAUACGUAUGCACGCACCACUUUUCCGUUAUUUAAUUUUGUUAAAUUUUUUGAAACAAGUAUUUUUUUCAUUUCACUUCACCAAUUUGGACUAUUUUGUAUAUGUCCAUUACAUGAAAUCCCCCCCAAAAUCCAUUUAAAUUACAGGUUGUAAUGCAACAAAGUAGGAAAAACGCAAAGGUGGAUGAAUACUUUUGCAAGGCACUGUACCUACUGUAUAUAAUCCUAUAAAUUUUACACAUCAUUGGUGUAUUUUCUCUCUCCUCACUGUCUGCCCAUUGUAAAUGACAUAUCAUCUCUAAAACAGUUUAUUCUGCCUUUGUCUAUGUGUUGAAUGGGGAAUUUGCAAUUGUAUUGAAUGCCAUUGCAGUACCCCAAGCCUGGGUGUGAGCAGUUUGCCAACUUGUCAUUGUCUCACCUUGUUUUGAAAGUCAACAGUGUAUUCAGAGUUGUUAAAUAUAGGAAGGUUUAAUGGGAACCAAAAGAGUUUACCUGUCAGUAGUGGAUAUUAGAUGGUAUCGCAGUGUAAAGACUAUAGUCUCCUUUGUAAAUGUUAAUGUAAUUGUUUCUGGUCUCAGGUGGAGUUUGGAGAUUUUGAGCGUCCGUUCUCCACCCCAGCCAGCCCCAACUCAGCCCAGACCAAGUCUAACCAGACCCUGAAACAGGUACUGGAGAGGUUCUACCCAAAACACUACCGCAGGACAUCCACUGAGGAACAACUCAGGUAAGCUGCUAGAAUGUGUUAUAUUAUACAGACCUGGGUUCAAAAACUUUUGGCUGGACUUGAUUGACGCAAUGGAAUCAAUAGAAUAGUUGUAAAAGUGCAAAACCCACCCAUCUGGCACUCAGGGCAGGCUAAAGCAAACGCUAAAAGUAUUUGAAAGAUUUCAAAUAGUAUUUGGACCUAGGUCUGCUAUUAUUUCCUUCUUUACCCAAGUUUCACACACCUCUCGAGGGGAAAUUAUAUUCUCUCUUGGUCUGACUCCCAUACUUUCAGUUAUUUAUUAAUCCCCCUCACACACACUCUGUCAUUGAUAAACUACCCUCUCCCUACCCCCCAGGCAACUGCGCCAGCGUCUGUCCACCCGAUGGGCAUCACUCAGGGGUCGAAGUUCAUCCGAGUGUGUACGCAUCUACCUGACUGUGGCCAGGAAGUGGCCCUUCUUCGGGGCCAAGCUGUUUGAAGCGGAGGUGCGUGUGUUUAUUUACUGGACAAAGACCAAAAAUACUUCCGCAUACACAGUUACCUAUUGAACAUUUACCUAUUUGUUGACAUUUCGUACUACAUCAUCAUUGACCACACUGAGCAUUGGGUUUUUCUAUUCCCUGCACCACACAGACACACAAUGUGGUGGUGCGCACGUUAAUAUUGCCUCUUAUAGAUACAAAGAACACGACAGAAAUGUCUGUGUGUUGUGUGUGUGUGUGUGUGCUGGCAGAAAAUGAAAUCCAUACAUAACCCAGUUAGACAAUAUACUUCAGGUACACACUUAGCCUUACAAGGUACAAGUUAGCCUUUAUGAAGCCAUGAUUAGUCAGCAGUGUGUUUUAUCUUCCAAUGUCAUAGAUAUGUAUUCCUUGCAUUGAAUGAAGAUGUUAACCACCUGUCACUCUUUCUCUGUGCUCUCCCCUGAUUUGUCUCUCUGUCCCUGUGAUCAUUCAGUCCAUCACGCCCUCUCCAGAGCAGGGUGCCCGCCUGUGGCUGGCAGUGCACGAGGAUGGCAUCAGCGUGCUGGAGCACAACUCCAUUGUAAGCAUUUCUAUUUCUAUCUUUUCCAGCAAAGUAUAUAUUCAUCUUUGGGUUUAUGCAUGGUUUCCUGUGGUUUCCUGCUCUCUACUCACUACACCCAUCACUCUCCAUGUUCCCCUUUACUGUGUAGAAACUGCUGGUGUCCCACCCUUAUAAGAGCCUGGUGACGUUUGGAGGCUGCAGGCAGGACUUUAUGCUGGUGGUAGGCCAGAGCAUUGGCAGUAAUGCUACCAAAGACAAGCCCACAGAGAAACACCUGUUCACUAUGGCCACCUCCAAGGUUAGUGUGUGGGACACACAAGACAUAGACAAGCACACUCUCCCUAUCUCUCACUUUCUCACUCACUCACUCCCUUGUGCGCUUUCACUCUCCUACUCUCUCUCUCAACAGCCAUUUCCGAUUUCAGAGGCUCAGGUUAACUAUGUGUAGGUAGAUUUGCACUUUAUGUAAAGAGGUGAAGAGGUCCUGUUUUGUUUUGCAGAUCAGGGAGAUUACCCUUCUCAUCUCCAGCUACAUCAACAGUGCCCAUCAACAGAAAGCCGCCACCCACCACCUCUCUGCCCCUGCCUUACUGGUGGCUCAGCCUGUCAAUCUCAAGAGCAAAGAGCUACGGAGUAAAUCACCACCAGCAGCGGGCAGACCUAGCAAGGCACCUACUCUCCUGUGAUCGCCCUUCUACAAGCUGAAAGUACAGCUACAUACAUUUACUGUAUAUCAGGCCAGGGGAUCAGCAGAGUACAUGGAAUCAGGGUUGUGUUAAGUAGGUACGAAAUGGAGUGAAACAGGGAGGUA
Molecule: messenger RNA, 42188 nt
Organism: Coregonus sp. 'balchen'
Lineage: Eukaryota; Metazoa; Chordata; Actinopteri; Salmoniformes; Salmonidae
Source: the annotation of a GenBank genome assembly